Linderina pennispora is the source of this 1176-nucleotide messenger RNA. Its product is annotated as 2-amino-3-ketobutyrate coenzyme A ligase. Lineage: Eukaryota; Fungi; Kickxellomycota; Kickxellomycetes; Kickxellales; Kickxellaceae. Gene Ontology annotation, molecular function: glycine C-acetyltransferase activity; pyridoxal phosphate binding. The record is from RefSeq and is a predicted model, not a curated record. The transcript has a single exon. The coding region runs from base 1 to 1176 and encodes 391 amino acids. Gene Ontology annotation, biological process: L-threonine catabolic process; biosynthetic process.
AUGCGCAAGGCGGGCACGUUCAAGACAGAGCGGGUGAUCACGACUCCGCAGAGCUCCAGCAUCCAGGUGGCAUCCGGGUCGGGCAGCGUGCUGAAUUUCUGCGCCAACAACUACCUGGGCCUGGCAGACCACCCCGCAGUGGUCCAGAAGGCGGACGAGUUCCUGCACCAGUGGGGCAACGGGCUGAGCUCCGUGCGGUUCAUCUGCGGCACGCAGUCGAUCCACAAGGACCUGGAGCAGCAGAUUUCGGACUUUUACGGCAACGGCUCGGGCACCCGCGACACGAUCCUGUAUGCAUCGUGCUUUGACGCCAAUGCCGGGGUGUUCGAGUCCCUGCUGACCGAGAACGACGCGAUCAUCAGCGACUCGCUGAACCACGCAUCGAUCAUCGAUGGAGUCAGGCUCUGCAAGGCCAAGCGGUUCCGGUACGCCAACGGCGACGUGCAGGACCUCGAGCGGCAGCUGCAGAAGGCACAGGAGGCCGGGUGCCAGGUCAAGAUGGUGGCCACCGACGGCGUGUUCUCCAUGGACGGCGUGAUUGCCCCGCUGCGCGAGAUCUGCGAUGUGGUGGAAAAGUACGACGCGGUCCUGUUUGUCGACGAUGCCCAUGCAACAGGCUUCCUGGGCAAGACCGGCCGCGGAACCGGCGAGUACUGGGAUGUGGUGGACCGCAUCCACCUGGUCAACUCGACGCUGGGCAAGGCGCUGGGCGGCGCCUCGGGCGGCUACACCACCGGACACCAGCUGCUGGUGUCGGCGCUGCGCAAUACGUCGCGGCCGUACCUGUUCUCCAACACGCUGGCGCCGUCGGUGGUGGGUGCUGCCAGGGCUGCGAUUGACCUGGUGGACAAUCCGGCCACGCGCACGCCCCUGCUUGACCAGCUCUGGGGCAACGCCAAGCUGUUCCGCGACCGCAUGUCGGCGGCUGGCUUCACGCUGGCGGGCAAGGACCACGCGAUCAUCCCUGUGAUGCUGGGCGACGCGCGGCUGGCGUCGGACAUGGCUGACCGGCUGCUGAAGCGCGGCAUCUAUGUCAUUGGGUUCUCGUAUCCGGUGGUGCCCAAGGACAGGGCGCGCAUCCGCGUGCAGAUCUCCGCCGCCCAUUCCGUCGACCAGGUCAACCACGCUGUCGAUGCUUUCAUUGAGGUUGGCCGCGAGCUCAAGGUCAUCAGCUAG